UGCUCAUUGUGGAUGGAUUGCGGUGAACUGGACUGUAUAACGCAGGGUGCCAGCCAGGCUGUUGUCUGUGAGGGGUGGGGUCCGGCUACACCGAUACCACCAAACGUAAGCUUACAGAGGGGCAGAAAGAGAGGAAAACAGGAGAGAGAAGAGGGGGGAGGAUUGCACCUGAGGAUAACUAUAAUACGGGAUGAAAGGAGACACCCCAGUGAACAGCGCCAUGAGUGUCGGCCAAGCCAGGAAGCUGGUGGAGCAACUGAAGAUAGAAGCUAGUUUUUGCAGGAUAAAGGUGUCAAAGGCAGCGGCCGACCUGAUGGCGUACUGCGACACGCACUCCCGUGACGACCCGCUCAUCAGCCCCGUGCCCACCUCAGAGAACCCUUUCAGGGAGAAGAAAUUCUUCUGCGCUCUCCUUUGAGACCAAUCAGGGAUUGUUGUGAUUGAUAGUACAGCUGUACAUGUAUGUACAUGUAUGCACAGUGUGUACAUGUACUGAUCGGAAUAAGACAUCGAUGUACCAUAGUAACCUUGCAUAAAAGCUGCCAAUGUACAGUACACAUGAUCAACUACAAAGCGUCUCGAACUAAAUUCUUUGCCUGCAGAGGUCUGUUGGUGUUGAGAGGAGAAAGAAAAGAAGAAAAAAAACUAAACCAGAAAGCAAAUCAGUCAGAUAUUAUGAAAAAUAAGACCGGAAGUCUUAGGCUCAUUGCAAGAAAAAGCUCUCAUCUCUUUGGAAAAACCUUUCACGCUCAUCUUCAUUAUAUUUAUAUGACAAGUAACUGGGAGAAAAAAAAGAAAAAACCUUGUGGGCAUCGAGUGUCUUAAUGGUCACAGGAAAACAGACUCAUGGAUUCUGCAGCGUGUGACUCUUCUUUCUGGGAGGAACUCCCACAUUAGGUCUUUGGAUUGUGUUGGUGCUACGUGUCUCAGCUGCUGCUCUGAUAAGUCAGGGGGAUCAGUUCUGCCAUAACAAGCUGUCCAUGCAUUUGAAAUCCAGUGUGAGUGAUGAGGGGAAAAAAAAAAAAAGGACCAGCCUGUAUGAGGUAAUGAAGUACUUUCCACGUGGUGAUUACUUGCAGGUCGAGGAAAUAACGCUUCAAUGUGCUUCACUUACAGGUAAAGGUCUUCAUUCUCUGUCCAACAUUUAGAUUGUCUUUGAGAGAAACAUCCCAUCUCUUGUGUACACAUUUUGGAUUCCUCAUCCACUUUCGACAGCCGCUUAUGAUUUGAGUAUCAUCAAUGUUAGCAUUUAGCUGAUUUCUAUGCUUUUGCGAGGGUGUGAAUAGGUGCUACUGUGAAAGGUAAGCAGCUUAGGGGCAUCGGUUCAUUUAAAUCAACAUUUUAUAAAUCGCUUGCACAGCUCCUCCCGACAAAACAACAUUCCAGGGCAUAAGGACAUAAAAAUCUGCGCCUUUAAAUAAAUGUCAUAUUCGUUUUAGACAGAGUAGUUAAAAUGUACUUUUAACAAAUUGUCUGUCAUCGUUCUAAACAAUCAGACGUGGGGUUCUGCAGAGCAGCCGGACGUCUUUACUCGACUGGGGGAUUCCUUUUUAAUUACACAGGUGUCAGUCACUUGUGGGUUUAUUCCUCAAUCUACGGUCACUGUGAAGGCAGUUAGGCUUUAGGUCUGUUCCAUCAUAGCCACAGAGUUUGAUGGCACGCUCAAUAUGACAAUCUUUGUGAACCCCCGAUCGUGAACAUUUAAAAACAAUGGACUGAUGCUUUGUCAAUAUCAGGCAAAUACCAAAUGAUGAGCUUUGGCUAAAGAGAUCAUGGAACAUCAUGUCUUGAAAUAAAACUCCCUGCUAUCAAA
Gasterosteus aculeatus aculeatus (three-spined stickleback) is the source of this 1813-nucleotide messenger RNA. It is a transcript of the gene gng3, whose product is annotated as guanine nucleotide binding protein (G protein), gamma 3. The record is from RefSeq and is a predicted model, not a curated record. Gene Ontology annotation, biological process: G protein-coupled receptor signaling pathway. NCBI's taxonomy places the organism in Eukaryota, Metazoa, Chordata, Actinopteri, Perciformes, Gasterosteidae. Gene Ontology annotation, cellular component: heterotrimeric G-protein complex. Gene Ontology annotation, molecular function: G-protein beta-subunit binding.